AUGAACACUAAAGCGCUGCGUAUUACUGUAUUUGGAGCCACAGGCAACCAGGGAGGAUCGGUGGCUCGGUCUUUGCUUCAAAAUCCCACAUUUCAGGUCCGAGGCAUCACCCGCGACCCCGAAUCGGAUGCCAGUGAUAAGCUUGCUACAGAGGGCGCCGAGGUCGUUCAAGCAAAUGGGUUUGACUAUGACCAAAUGGUAGCAGCAUUUCAAGACUCAUGGGGCGCCUUUGUGAACAUCAAUUCCGAUGACAAGGUUUUUAAAGAAGCGGAUGGUCCAAACGAAUUUGAUAUGGGAAAGAUAAUCGUUGAUGCCGCUGUGGAAGCAGGUGUACAAUGUUUCGUAUUCAGUUCGGGACCACCAUGUACCGAGAUGACGAACGGCGAAGUCCAAAUGAAAGCCAUGGACAUGAAACACAAGAUCGAACAAUAUGCCAGAAAGCUAGAAGCCUUUCAGACAGUCAUUCCAAUCGGAGCCGGCUGGUUCCUGGAAAACUUCCUCGCCAAGGAGGUUGCCCCUGUGUUUGGAGGUUUCCCUCACAUUCCAGACACUGAAGGGUAUUUGAAUUUCCGUGUUCCUUUCUGGGGCGGAGAGGAAAAUGUCCCCUGGCUGAGCAUCUCCGAUGACUUUGGCGAUAUUGUUCACGGAGUCUUUCUAGAUCCUAUUCGAUGGAAUGGGCAUUUUGUGCAUGGUGUCAGCGAUAUUCGAACAUUUGAGGAUAUUGUGAUGGAUUUUGCAACGGCCACUAAUCUCAAGGCAAGAUUUGAUCCUAUCUUGCCAGAUUGGAAGGCUUUUGAUACCCACGGCAUCCACGAGUUGGAAGAUGUUAAACUCAUGUUUGGAUUUACUCAGAUCACUGGUGGAAGGUACUUUGCGGAGCCCACUGAGAACACCACAGCUGCCGUUUUGAAGCGUGCAGUCGCAGAGGCUUUGGGAUGGCCAGAAGAAAGGAAAUAUUUGGUGACGGCCAGCCAAUGGUUCGCGGCUCGGUUUUGA
Penicillium brevicompactum is the source of this 996-nucleotide messenger RNA. RefSeq names its product NmrA/HSCARG family protein. NCBI's taxonomy places the organism in Eukaryota, Fungi, Ascomycota, Eurotiomycetes, Eurotiales, Aspergillaceae. The transcript is spliced from 3 exons. The coding region runs from base 1 to 996 and encodes 331 amino acids. The record is from RefSeq and is a predicted model, not a curated record.